AUGGCAACCUGUGAAAUCGAUGCUGAUGUUCUUCAAGUCUUCAAGAAGUUCAAGAUGGCCAAAGAUCCAAAGCCAUCUGCUUUGAUCUUUAGAAUCGAUAAAGAUGCACAUAGAUUCGUCAUUGCUGAUGAGAUCAUUGAUAUUUCAUUGGAGAAAUUACAAGAGGAGUUGUCCACUUCAACACCAAGAUAUAUUGUUUAUGUAACCAAAUACACUCAUCAAGAUGGUCGUAUUUCAUAUCCAAUCGUAUUCAUUUACUACAUGCCAAAGGGUAUCUCACCAGCUUUGGCCAUGACCUACUCUGCCAACAAGGAGAAGCUCUUCCGUGCAUUGGAGUUGGGUACACCUUGGAUAAGUUAUAUUUGGAAACAAUAA
This is a messenger RNA of Heterostelium album PN500, 375 nucleotides long. RefSeq names its product putative actin binding protein (gene gmfA). Gene Ontology annotation, cellular component: actin cortical patch. Gene Ontology annotation, biological process: negative regulation of Arp2/3 complex-mediated actin nucleation; actin filament debranching. The transcript has 5 exons. Bases 1 to 375 code for a protein of 124 amino acids. The record is from RefSeq and is a predicted model, not a curated record. Gene Ontology annotation, molecular function: actin binding; Arp2/3 complex binding. Lineage: Eukaryota; Evosea; Eumycetozoa; Acytosteliales; Acytosteliaceae.